Messenger RNA from Tetrahymena thermophila SB210, 2112 nucleotides. RefSeq names its product transporter/monovalent cation:proton antiporter-1 (CPA1) family protein. The transcript has 3 exons. The record is from RefSeq and is a predicted model, not a curated record. Gene Ontology annotation, biological process: proton transmembrane transport; regulation of pH; sodium ion transport. Gene Ontology annotation, cellular component: membrane. NCBI's taxonomy places the organism in Eukaryota, Ciliophora, Oligohymenophorea, Hymenostomatida, Tetrahymenidae. Gene Ontology annotation, molecular function: sodium:proton antiporter activity.
AUGAAUGAUCAUUUCGGUAUCGGAGCCUUUUUGGUUGUUUUGAUUAUAAUUAUAUAGUCAAUUAUAGGUAGUUAUUUUUCUUAGAAAAAUUUUAGAUAUUUCCAUGAAAUUGGAAUAGCAAUAGUGCUUGGAAUGAUAGUAUCGGCCUUUGCUUAUUAUGCAUUAGAUUAUUAGGUCAAGCUAGAAAAAAAAAUGUUUAUUUAUGUUUUUCUUCCUGCAAUUGUAUUUGCUGAGGGUUAUUCUUUGAAAAAGAAAAUAUUUUUCCAUAAUAUGACAUAUAUCUUAAUUUAUGGAUUCUUAGGGACCAUUAUUACUUUUAUUUUCCUAGUUGUUUCCAUAAAUUAUCUCUCUAACAACGACUUAAUUACAAUUGAAAGAAGAAAUAGAGAUAUACUUAAUGGUCCUCUUGCAGGGACUGAUCUAUAUCUAAAUACAAAAGAAAUCAUCUUGUUUAGUGCAGCACUGAGUUCCAAAGAUUCUUUCUUAGCAUCAACAAUGGUCAGUCAUCAUGCGUUCCCAACUUUGUUUCAUGUUAUUUUUGGUGAAGGUAUAAUGAACGAUGCUACUUCUUUGAUUCUAUUUGAUAGUUUUGAAACUCUAAUUGAAGAUGAGUCCAAUUUUAAUUGGAAAACUAUUCCAAGCGUUUUCAAAGUAUUUAUAAUCAGCCUUAGUUUAAGUGUAGUUUCUGGGAUGUUUUUUGGGAUACUUGGCACGCUUCUUUUGAAAUAUUUAAGAUUUCUAAAUUAAACAGUUAUACAUGAAAUCUUGAUAAUUUUUAUGUGCAGCUAUUCUGGUUAUUGCAUAAUUGAAUACUUCAAUUUAUCAGGUAUUAUUUCUUUACUUGUUAGUGGGUUUAUCAUUGGCUAUUAUGGAUUCCAUAAUCUCUCAGAUAAGGCAAAAAUAUGUGCAAAUGUUACCUUUCAAACUAUUUCUUGUGGUGCUGAAAAUUUUUUGUUCGCUUUUGUUGGUUUCACAACUUUUUCAUUCUAUAGAAACGCAUGGAGCUUUUCAUUAAUUGGUUGGAUUGUACUUAUUUUAAUAGUAAGCAGAAUUUUUUAAGUCUUUGUGAUGAGCGCGAUUUUCAGUUUGUUUUACAGAAAAAAACCAUUUUUAAUGAAAUUUAGAGAACAAGUAGUAAUUUGCUUUACAGGUAUCAGUAGAGGUAUCCUUGGCUUUAUCUUGAUGGAAGAAAUUGAAUCUGAAGGGUUUUAAGAUUUACUUAAUAGCACAAUGAUAGGAGUGCUCAUUACCACAACUUUGCUUUUUGGUUUAAUUAAUCCAAAGCUCAUCGAUUGUGUGUUACCUCCUCCAAAACACAAUGAUCAUGAAAAUGAAAGUUAAGCUAGUAAUAAGCACGAGAAUGAAAAUAAAAAUCCUAAAUAAAAUCACAAAGAUAUAGAAAAUUAAAAUGUAACUCAAGUUCGUACAUAAAAUAAGGCCUAAACUGAGAUAAUAUCUCCUUAAAAAUUCGAAAAUGUGUAAAUUAGGAAAAUUUAGACUUAAUAAAUAAACAAAAACACUGAAUCUAGUGAAAAUAAUUAACAAACAGAAGAAAAUUUAUCAGAUAAAGAUUACUUUGUAGUAAAGAAACAAAAGAUAGAGGCGUUAUUAGUUGAUGUUUAUGAUGAAAAGCUAUUUGGAUCAAAAAUUUAGUUUAAAUUUAGCAGAUUUAAUGAAAAGUAUUUGAAGCCUUUCUUAGUCAGAGAUUAUUAAUCUAAAUUAGAUGAGUUCAUCAUAGCUAAUAGAAUGUUAAGAGAAGAUAGAAUUUAGCUAACAAGGCCACUAGGCUAAAAUAAAAAUUCCUAAUUCAUUACAAAAAGUUUAUAAAAGAUAAAGACUGUUUUAUAACUUGCACAAUCAUAGAAAUUAGUAUAAGUCGAAAACAUAAAAAAAUCUUAAAUAUUGUAAGAUUAAGAACCUUAAAAAAUGAAUUUAAAUAACUAAGAAUAGCCCCAACCAACUUAAGAAACAAUGAAAUUAAAGCCUCAUCAAACUGAAUAAAAAAAUAAUGUCGAUAUUGAAUAAAUUAAUUUUCAAAAUUAAAAUUUAAAGAGAAAAUCUGAAAGUAUCAAUUUAUAAUAAGAAAUAUAAAACAAAUAAUCAAAGGAUUGA